UGAGCUGAGCUAGCGGCUUCUCUCAUUGUUAUUUAGUCUGUGUUCACGUGAAUGUUGACGGAGAUGUGUGUAUUCUUUGUGCUCAUGAAAUACAUUUUUGUGUGAAUAAUUUAUUGUGAAAUUUUAUCCGUUUUACAAGGCACUUUAUACAACUUAAAGGAUUUACACAAUGGUUGCAACAAGCACAUUAAACAGAAACUCGGAAUGCCUCUCUGAGUUUGCUGUUCGAGGAUAUGACCUGACUUGCAUCGAUCAUGAAAUGGAAUUUUGGGAACGGUGUUUGGCAGAGACUUACCUGGGUGCAGAAGUGUGUGAGGAACAGACAUGUCAGCAGCUCGCCCGGCUGCUUGAGGGCUGUUUGUCUAGGGCCAAAGCCAGCAAGCUGAAAUGUGCCCAUGUGCUGGUUCCAGAGACUCUCACCCUGCGGGUGGCACGGGACAUGCUCAGGUUGGCAGCAGGGGAGCCGUGUGGGUUGCGGGGCUGUGUGCUGGAUGUGCAUCUUGAGCUGGAAGAGCAGCUGCACCGCUGUGAGAGACUCGAGCGACUUGCUUGCGACGCAAGUGUGGUGCCAACUUUUGAAUUGACGUUGGUUUUCAAACAGGAUGGUGGUGGCUGGCCGAGUCUCAGGGAUUUUUUGCGCAUCGGUGCGUGUUUCCCACCUGGCACCCACCGUGCACUUAAGCUUCGCCCUGGGUUUAGGCUUAUUAAGAAAAAACUGUACUCCUCAGCAGCUGGAACUAUAGUUGAGGAGUGCUAAGAUGGUUGUGGGAAGGGCUGGAGUUUAAAUAUACAAUUGAAUGCGACUACGUUAUGAAUGUAAGAGUCUGCUGGGGAAGCAAAACUCAAGCUUUUGUAAGCUUUUCUUAAUCAAUAAUAGAAGAGAUUGUGUUUGGUGUGUUUGUUUUUUGGCACAAAAUGGCAUCGAACUAAAUUUAGAAUUGAUUGUUUAUAGGUAUUUGCUGUAGUUUUUGAAAGCAUCAUGGAUUGUGUUUAAUAUUGGCCUUGACCUUGUGCCAGCUUCAUCUAAAAUGGUCAUAAUUGUGUUCAAAUGAAGGGUUCACGAAGUGUUUCCUUUUAUAUAUCACACAUGAAUUCAUUAAUCAUUAGAUGCGUUUUCAAAGCGAGUUGAGUUACUAAGAGUUAUUUGACUACUGAAGUUUUAAAUUUUGGGUACAGGAAAGCAUCACUCCAAAGGGGGCCAUAUUUCUGAAUGUAUUGGGUCUGUGCUCAUGAAAGUCUUUCAAAUGUAAAUGUCAAGAUUUCCAACUGGUCACUGUUCUUGUUUUUUUUUUUAAGAGAAUAUAUGGAUAGGGCUUUGUAAGGUGUUUAUUUUAAAAUAUAUAUAUAUAUUGUUUUAUCCCUGUGUUCAUCUUGUAAUGGUCACUGCACAAAUGUUCUUGUCUUUAUCCUUCAACACUUGAUCUUUGUUUUACUUAUCUUCCCAACUGAAUACGCCUCUAUAUUUUGCCUGAAGUGCUGGUACAGCAACAGAAAAAUUUUAUUUAUAAGGAAGUUGAGAGCCUUGUCUAUUUUGACAAUAAACUAUAUUUUCAAAAGUUU
Messenger RNA from Pimephales promelas (fathead minnow), 1560 nucleotides. RefSeq names its product DNA damage-inducible transcript 4-like protein. Gene Ontology annotation, biological process: negative regulation of signal transduction. Gene Ontology annotation, cellular component: cytoplasm. The record is from RefSeq and is a predicted model, not a curated record. NCBI's taxonomy places the organism in Eukaryota, Metazoa, Chordata, Actinopteri, Cypriniformes, Leuciscidae.